Messenger RNA from Synchytrium microbalum, 1344 nucleotides. RefSeq lists its product as uncharacterized. The record is from RefSeq and is a predicted model, not a curated record. Gene Ontology annotation, cellular component: proteasome regulatory particle, base subcomplex. Gene Ontology annotation, biological process: proteasome-mediated ubiquitin-dependent protein catabolic process. The transcript has 8 exons. Gene Ontology annotation, molecular function: ATP binding; ATP hydrolysis activity; proteasome-activating activity. NCBI's taxonomy places the organism in Eukaryota, Fungi, Chytridiomycota, Chytridiomycetes, Synchytriales, Synchytriaceae. The coding region runs from base 1 to 1344 and encodes 447 amino acids.
AUGGGACAAGGUCAAUCAGGCCUACCAGGUGAAGGCGCUGGCCCUGGUGGCAACAAGAACGGCAAGGGCGAUGACAAAGGAAAGGAGGCAAAGAAGAAAUGGGAACCACCACUUCCAACUCGUGUCGGAAAGAAGAAGAGGAAGGGUCCUGAUGCGGCUGGAAAACUACCUGCAGUCUUCCCAAACACCCGUUGCAAACUAAAGCUACUCAAAUUGGAACGAAUUAAAGACUACUUGCUAAUGGAAGAAGAAUUCGUCCAAAACCAAGAACGUCUCAAACCACAGGAAGAAAAAAACCAAGAAGAACGUACUCGUGUAGACGAUUUACGGUCUUCUCCCAUGCACGUCGGAUCGCUAGAGGAAAUCAUCGAUGACGAUCACGCUAUCGUAUCUGCUUCAACUGGUCCCGAAUAUUAUGUAUCCAUCCUAUCAUUUGUCGACAAGGACUUGUUGGAGCCGGGUUGCUCAAUCCUAAUGCACCACAAGAAUCUAUCGGUAGUAGGUGUAUUGGCGGAUGAUACUGAUCCCAUGGUCUCUGUCAUGAAGCUGGAAAAGGCUCCUACCGAGUCAUAUGCUGAUAUCGGUGGUUUGGAACAACAAGUACAAGAAAUCAAGGAAGCUGUCGAGUUACCCUUGACACAUCCUGAAUUAUAUGAAGAAAUGGGUAUCAAGCCACCAAAGGGUGUCAUCCUAUACGGUGUACCCGGUACAGGAAAGACUCUAUUGGCAAAAGCUGUUGCAAACCAAACAUCAGCUACCUUCUUGAGAGUAGUUGGAUCGGAGUUAAUUCAAAAGUAUUUGGGAGAUGGUCCUAAAUUGGUGCGAGAGCUCUUUAGAGUAGCUGAAGAACACGCUCCAUCCAUUGUCUUUAUUGAUGAAAUUGACGCUGUUGGAACAAAAAGAUACGACUCUACUUCGGGAGGUGAACGAGAAAUUCAACGUACUAUGUUGGAAUUGCUCAACCAAUUAGACGGUUUUGAUUCUCGUGGUGAUGUCAAGGUCAUUAUGGCAACAAACAGAAUCGAGUCAUUAGAUCCAGCUCUGAUUCGACCUGGUCGUAUUGAUCGUAAAAUCGAAUUCCCAUUGCCAGACGUCAAAACCAAACGACGAAUCUUCAACAUUCACACAUCACGAAUGACGUUAGCUGCAGAUGUAGAUUUGGAAGAGUUUGUCAUGUCAAAGGAUGACUUAUCAGGUGCUGAUAUCAAGGCCAUUUGUACAGAAGCUGGAUUAUUGGCUUUGAGAGAACGACGAAUGAAGGUUGUUGCUGAAGAUUUGAGAAAGGCUAAAGAAAAGGUCUUGUACCGUAAGACUGAGGGUGUACCUGAAGGGUUGUACUUGUAA